CUUGUCCUCAACAUGCGAGAUAUCCAAUCAUUUUCCAAGCUACAGCCAGUGCCGUCACCGGUUCGAACCGUAAGAUACGUCGACAAAAACUAAUCUUUCCGCCAUUUUGAUUUCUCGUGAGAAUCAGGCGAAGCAGCGUUUUCGGAUUCAUCUGGAUCUACAAGUUUCAAUUUCAACACAGGACACGACAAGUCAACAGGACACGAUGCACCCGGCAGCUCCGAUUCAGACCGUGCAGAUACAGGUGGCCUCCCCGCAGUCUCCCCGGCACAGCCGGUACUCUUGCUCGGUCAAGUCGCUGGGGAUUUUACAGAUCGUUCUGGCUGUGGUGUCAGCCGCUUUGGGCAUUGCGUCCGCUGUUAUCUGGAGGCACUACUCCUUAGCAAGUAUCGUAUCUGGUGCUUGGGGAGGGCUCGUGUUUUACCUCCCCGCUGGAAUCCUGGGCAUAUUGUCCGUUAGGGUCAGUACGUCGCGAAGACGUGUGGCGAUUGCAACCAUGGUCAUGUCCAUUUUAGCCGCAGUCAUGGCUGGUACCAACAUCAUCAUAUACAGCAUCUGCAUGACUCAAACUGUCUAUUACUACAACCCCUACUACUACAUCUCUGCAGAGCUCGGGUUGAAUUCAGUGCUGCUGGUCGUUUCCCUAGCGGAACUGGUUGUGUCGAUCGUUGCUUCCGCCUAUUGCUGCUACGUCAUGAAGGAAUACCAGCCGGCCACCACCACGAUCCAGUACGGACACCCAACCACGAAUAAUAUAUACAACCACCAACCGGCUGCUUACCCAGGGCCAGCCGUCGCCCAGGCUCCUGCGAUGUUUGUAACCAACCAGGCCGCUGCUUCUUCCCCGCCCCCUAGCUACGGGAACGCCGUCGGAGCCGACAUAGAUGAUACCACAAAGGGCAAUAUCAACUUGGCUUGAGUGUUCUUCACAAACAGCCGUCAUUUUCUCAAGAAUCAACCGGCAAAAACAAAGACAUCACCUGUACAAAUACUAAAUAAAACUUCUGCGUCAACUAGAAAAACAAUCGUUAAAAACAAUUUGUCAAUUUCAAAUUGACCAAAUUUCUUGUGCUGUUUGUUUUCUAUUCUGUGUACCCAGUUUCUCUGUAAAUAGUGUUAGAAACCACAACAUGAAAGCAUGCAGAAGGUUUGCAACUUGGCCCAAUUUCAGGGCGCUGCUAAGCAAACGAUUUAACGGCAUUAUAGCGUAUGCUUAGUUCAUGGAGACUGUCAGUAUUAAGCACAGCAAAAGGCACGCUCACCCCGGAUGAAAAAUUUGCCUAUUAACUUAGUGACGUGCAAUAGAAAUCUCCAAGCGCGUCCAUGCAAUUUUUGUGUUAAGCACAGCAACCGUGUUUAUAAUGUUCACCGUGAAAUACUCUUACCGUCUGGCACAAAAAAUUGUGGUAAGCAGCUCCGCAAAAUAAACACCUUGUGAGUUAAAUUUGAAUAAAGUCUGGUACGAUGAGUUAUCUGAGUGCACAUUAACGUAACGAUUUGAAUUACCCUGACUGAAGACACCACUGUUGCUACACCUCUUAGCGACCACCAUCUCUGGAAUGGACUGGUUCCUUUGCGCCCUUCUUAUCCACUGAGAACAGUGUAUUGUUGCAAGGCGUCUCUUAUGUAACUAAGCAAAAGCCUGUCCCGAAUCAGUAAGUAUAGCAACGGGGUUUGUAGUACGGAGAAUCCAAACUGUUGAUUCACGUGAAUUUAAGGAACUCAGUGUGCCAGAUUAUAUUCAAAUUUAACUCGCAAAAGGCUCGUUGGGCCCUGCUAAUGAAUUGACAAGGACGAAAAGGCAUCUUUAGACACUUAGAAACAACCGUAGGGUAACCGGAGGUGUAGAUUACGUUAUUCAGUAUGUGUCACUGCAUAAGAACUUGCACGAUAUUCUUGCUUGUGACCUUUAAUGGAAAGAUUAUUCAGAAAGUGUUUUAAAAAUUAUUUAUUUAUUACAUUACGUGAAGUUUGCACUUACAAAAAAAUGUGUAACUCCUGUUAAAAUUUCGCAGCUACCUUGUGUGUAUUUCACGAAUUUUGUAAUUAGAAACCCACCAAAACAACUUUAGAUGUUUUGUAUUGUAAGUGUAUUUCAGUUAAAUAAUAAUUUGAGACAGCUUAAUGUUUGUAUCAGAAAAUAGAGUGAUAAUUAUUUUGCCGGUGUGUGAUUUUGCUGUAGGUUAUUUUCAAAGUUUGAAUGGCAUCAUAAAUAAUUACACAUUUUACCGUUUUACCGAA
Molecule: messenger RNA, 2241 nt
Organism: Acanthaster planci (crown-of-thorns starfish)
Lineage: Eukaryota; Metazoa; Echinodermata; Asteroidea; Valvatida; Acanthasteridae
Source: RefSeq, a predicted model, not a curated record